Molecule: messenger RNA, 4124 nt
Organism: Amphibalanus amphitrite
Lineage: Eukaryota; Metazoa; Arthropoda; Thecostraca; Balanomorpha; Balanidae
Product: dual 3',5'-cyclic-AMP and -GMP phosphodiesterase 11-like
Exons: 21
Biological process (GO): signal transduction
Molecular function (GO): protein binding; 3',5'-cyclic-GMP phosphodiesterase activity; 3',5'-cyclic-AMP phosphodiesterase activity
Source: RefSeq, a predicted model, not a curated record
UAUGGCGGGCGCCCGAUCUAAGCGUGCUCUCAGCUCAGCAAACGACGGACAUCAGCUCAGAAAACCACCUCUGCUCGUCCCGUUCGAGUCACGACUCGAGUCGUACUGGCCGCGACUCGAGUCGUACUGGCCGCGACUCGGACUGUUGUCUACUCCGAGCGGGCAGUCCGCCUCCCCCGCCACCCCCUCCCUCGCCUCCAACGGACUCCUGUACAGCUCGUCUGCAGGAAGCGGCGCCCCCGGCGCCCCUGACGCCCGGGGCGCACAACGCUCACGCAGCGCCAGAUGACGCAUCUCAUACUCGCCUUCGGGGCGCCGAGGCGCAGUCGCGUCAAGUCGAGGGCGCCCGGUAUGGUGAGGGCGCCGCGGGCGUCCUAGAGGGCGUCGCCGAGGGCGCCGGCGGUGAUGAGGACGCCCGGGAGGCAAAUGAACCGUCUCGACUGCCCGCGGAUGUGGAGCCGGCAGAGGUCGAGGCCUGGUUGGACGAGCAUCCCGACUUUACCAAGGAUUUCUUCAUGAGGAAAGCCUCUCGUCAAAUGAUUGACGCGUGGCUGAUUUCUCACGCCAUCACACAGAGCCUACAGGAGAGCUGUCUUCAUCGGCACGCCACGUCGGUACCCGGCAGCAGAGUCACCUCCGGGUCGGUGACUCCGGUUCGAAAAAUCUCCGCCCACGAGUUCGAGCGAGGUGGUACCCUGAAAGCCAUAGUAAACACGGUCGGGGGUAGUCCCACCUUCCUGACGGCCCCCACACCGGAAUCAGCGGCGGCGGCGGCAGCCGGCAGGCGGCAGAGAUGCAAACCGCGAUCCGAGCUGCAACACCUGGAUGAAAAGGAGCUGGUUCUGGAGCUUGUCAAGGACAUCUGCAAUGACCUGGAUGUUUGCUCACUCUGCCAUAAGAUUCUCCAGAGUGUGAGCGUUCUCACCAGGGCCGAUAGAUGCUCACUAUUUCUGGUGAGGGGUGAGAAGGAGUCCGGAUCGAGACAUCUGGUGGCGCAGCUUUUCGAUGUGAACUCACACAGUAAGGUCGAAGAAACCAAGCGGGAACUUCGCAUGCCCUGGGGAGCUGGGAUCGCUGGAUUUGUCGCAGACCAGGGACAGCCAGUAAAUGUACCUGACGUGUACCAGGACCCCCGUUUCAACCAGGAGGUGGACGCGAGCACUGGAUACCGGACCCACUCUUUGCUCUGUAUGCCCAUCAAAGACAGCAACGGAGAAGUGCUAGGAGUGGCGCAGGCGGUCAACAAGCAGGGCGGCGGCCGGUUCACCGCCGCUGACGAACUGGUUUUCGCCAGUUAUCUCCAGUUCUGCGGUAUUGGACUGAGGAACGCACAGCUCUACGAACGCUCUCAGCUGGAGAACAAAAGGAACGAGGUUCUGCUCGACCUGGCCCGUAUCAUCUUCGAGGAGCAGAGCACCAUCGAACGCGUCGUGCAGAGAAUCCUGGUGCACGCGCUGAGCUUCCUACAGUGUCAGCGGUGUCAGGUUAUGCUAGUGGACGAAUCCUGCCAGGGGACCUUCUCCCGUGUGUUCGAUAUCCAGUCCUCCGACCUGGAGGAAUCGGAGACGCGGGAUCAGCCGCACGAGGGGAGGUUUCCAGUCCAUGUGGGGAUCAGCGGACGCGUGGCGACAACGGGAAGGACUAUCAACCUGGCUGACGUGUACCAGUCGGACCUGUUCGAGCCCUCAGUGGACGAAGGAUCGCCACUCAAACACCAGUCUAUACUGUGUCUACCAAUCAUAUCUCCGGCCAACCGGACUAUAGGUGUGAUACAGCUGGUGAAUAAGUUUGACGGACUCCCGUUCACAAAGAACGAUGAGAACUUCCUGGAGGCGUUCGCCAUCUUCUGUGGUAUCGGCGUCACCAACACACACAUGUUCGAGAAGGCCACUACUGCCGUGGCCAAGCAGAAAGUGACGAUGGAGGUCCUCAGCUACCACGCCACGGCACCGCUGGAGGAGGCCCUGCGACUUCAGGAGUCGCCAAUCCCCUCAGCACGCUGUCUCAAGCUAGACUCUUUCGCCUUCGACGACCUGAAGCUGUCCGAUGAUGAUACACUGAGGGCCUGUAUGCGAAUGAUGCUCGACUGCGGUCUCCUGGAGCGAUUCCGAAUAGACCAGACAGUGUUCUGCCGUUGGCUGAUGUCGGUGAAGAAAAACUAUCGUCCAGUGACGUACCACAACUGGCGGCACGCCUUCAACGUGUGUCAGAUGAUGUACACCAUUCUGAAGAAGACCCAAUGGUGGAGCCGUCUGGGUGACCUGGAGUGUUUCGGUCUGCUGAUCGCAUGUCUGUGCCACGACCUGGACCACCGCGGCACCACCAACUCCUUCCAGGCCAAGGUGUCGUCUCCGCUGGCGCAGCUGUACAGCACGUCCACGAUGGAGCGACACCACUUUGACAGGGCGGUCAUGAUCAUCAACACGCAGGGUGUCCAGAUUCUCAACAGUCUGAGGCCGGAGGAGUACAGCUGCCUCAUCAAGGUGGUGGAGACGGCCAUUCUCUCCACCGACCUCGCCAUCUACUUCAAGAAGCGCGGCGGGUUCUUUCAGCACCUGUCCGCGGGCACUUUCGACUGGGGCCAGGACGGCUGCCGUGAGCAGCUCCGGGGAAUGCUGAUGACCGCGUGUGACGUGGCCGCCAUUGCCAAACCGUGGCCAGUCCAGAGACGGGUGGCCAACCUGGUAGCCAGUGAGUUCUUUGAGCAAGGUGAUAUCGAGAAGAACCAGCUGCACAUCAAACCCAUGGAGAUGAUGGACCGAGAAAAGAGUGACCGCCUUCCCGACAUGCAGGUGGAGUUUAUUGACUCCAUCUGUAUGCCUGUCUACAAGGCGGUAGCUCAGCUGGGGGAGCCCCUCAGACCCCUGGUAGACGCCGUGGAGGAGAACAGACGACACUGGCUUCAGCUGUCUCGGAGGUCACCCUCACCGCCCACCUAGCCAAUCACAGGGCGGCAAUGCUGUGGUGUGAUGUCAUAUGAGGUUGAAGAGACAAUCAUACGCGGAUAUCGCUAAAGUGUGGCGUUCUGUGAGGUCGGAGAGCCAAUCACAAAGUGGACUUCAUUUGAGUGUGACGUCAUGUGAAGUUGAUAAACCAAUCACGAGCAGGAUGGUGGCAUGCAUGCCGUCAUAUACAGGCGAGACAGCCAACCAAAUGCCUCGUUUCUGCAUUUCCGGUUUUCAGUGACGUACAGAUGACGUCAUACGUUUUAAUUCGCGCCGAGUUUGUACAAAAGUGCGCAGCGAGUGUCGAAUUCACGUACAGACACGGCACGUGCCACGUAGUGUUCACACGUGCCGGGUGAACACACGUGUGACUUCUUGUGGUACGUCUAUUGACCUAUCCGAUGCCCGCGUAGGGCAAUGAAGAUGGGCGCAGCCUCAUUGUUUGGUAAGAUGUUGGGUUUCUUUAGAAUUGUUGAGUGAAGUUGAGAAGGUUGUUGGUCUUGGGCUGAACUGCUGAAUCUGAACUGAUGGUGAACUGCUGAACUGGUGCUGAACUGCGCACUGCACUGAACUGGGGACUAAUUACAAAUGAAGUGACCUCGGUCUUCGUGAGCUGUGGACAGUGAGUGAACUUGCUUGAACUGUGAGAUGGACUGAUACUGGGUGAAAUCGACUGUGAGAUGACUGAACUGUGAGACGCUGGAUGAACUGAAAUUUGAACUGUGGGAUGAACUCUCGUAUGAACCCGAAUGUGAAUUACCAGCUAAACUCUCAACUGGUCUGAUGAACUUGUCAGUUAUGAACUAUAAGUCUUCAAUCGUAAAUGAACUGAAAGUCUGUUAGACUCUCAACUAUUGGCUUAUUUGAGAUGUAUAGUGUGACAAAAGAUCAUGUUUUGGAUGCUAGAAACAACUGUAUCAGAUGUUUAACCACAUAUACCGUCGACUGUGUCUAACGUCACUAUGAUGUGUCAUUGAGGUGUCACAGUGCCAUCUGGCUGAGAAGAAUGAAACGUGAGUAACACAGGGGGGCGGGGACGGAAACCGGUGCGCUAUUUUCCAGAGGAGCAAUGUUUGAUGGGUAAUGUGUGUGCGUUUGUGUAUGUCGGUGUGUAUGUGUGUGCGUUUCAGAGAAAGAAGAAACGUUUAUCUUUAAAUACACUAUGCGGUAUAACUGAUA